AUGGAAGCGGCAAAGGCGUUUAUGUCCGGUGGAGGCGGAGGCAACGGCGGCGAGGGCGAUGGCCUGCCCAAAAACGCCAACGGCGAGAUGCCGAGCAGAGAAGAAAUGCUCAAGACGAUCGAAAGCUUACAGAAAGCUCAAAAAGCCGAAUCAUCGGCCAACGACCUCAAAUCCAAAGCCAUGAACAUGUUAAACUCCAGUAAACGGGAAAGCAUGCUCAAAGAAGCCUUCGACAAAGAAAUGGAGGCUCACGGUCACAGCAAAAUGGCCAAACGUCUGCAGAGCGGCGGUUGGCAAGGUUUUGGCUUUGGGGGAGGCAUAGGCGCCGCGACAGGAAUCGGUCUCGGAGCCGGCUUGGGAACAGUUCUAGGUGCAAUUGCCAUGGUCCCGACGACAGGCCUAGGUAUGCUGGUCGGCACUGGUGUCGGUGCUAUACGUGGGCCCUUUAUCAAGUUGGGUGGCAAAGAGGAACCGUUCGAAGACGCGGAUCCAGAGAAAGUGGUCGAUGCUCUGGAGAAAGAGCAACAAAACUAUAAAUCACAGUCCGAACAGUCAAACUCGGAAAGCGGUACGGCAGACAGCAAACAAGGUGGCGAACAGAAGCCACGGAGGAAGCCCAAGAAACUGGAAAUCAGAUCACAGAAAGGGAAAGAAGAGCAGGCAGCCAACGCUUCGGACAAGAGUACUCCUGAUGUGAAGGCAGGCGUGUCUGAUGAGUCAAAGCCGAAGAGGAAACCGCCGAAACUCGAAAUUAGAUCUGGCAAAGGCAAAUCGGGUAGUAAUGGCACAGCGGCGAAGACAUGA
Messenger RNA from Exophiala viscosa, 804 nucleotides. RefSeq lists its product as uncharacterized. The transcript has a single exon. Bases 1 to 804 code for a protein of 267 amino acids. The record is from RefSeq and is a predicted model, not a curated record. Lineage: Eukaryota; Fungi; Ascomycota; Eurotiomycetes; Chaetothyriales; Herpotrichiellaceae.